UAUUCCCAGUUGUCAAAGCGCCCGGUGUGCUGAAGUGUACUGAAAAUAGUGUGUCUAUAAUUAUUUAGUGUUAUUGUUGUGUGCCGAGAGUGAUGCCAAAAAGUAGCAUCGACAGACAGGUGUGAGCGGCGAGCGGCGGUGCGUGCGGAGUUUAUGUAACGUAGCGGAGCCCGCGGACCGCGAGUGUAGCCGCCAGCCGCGCGGCAGUGCGUCGCGAGCGCGCGCGACAUGGACCGCGCCGGCUCCCCGCCGGGCACGCCCCCCGCGCCCCCCGCGCCCGCCGCCGAGCCCCACCACCACGGCGGCUUCGGCGCCUUCUGCAGCGCCCUCUCCGACACCAUCUCGGGCAUGGCGACUACGUCAAGAAGUAGAAGAAAGACAGAGGAUGAGAAGAAGAACAAGAAGCGGCAGUCGCCGGUGGACGACCGGCCGGCCGUGCCCUCGCCCAGCGAAGCCAUGCUCAACAACCUGCGCACAGCGUUCGGUCUGCUGGACCGCGACAGCGACGGGCACGUGACGCCGGCCGAGCUGCAGUUCAUGCUGCGCAACCUCGGCAUCGAGGUGCACGACGACCUCAUCGCCGAGCUCGUCAAGGACGCCAGCAAGACUGGCAACGGUCUAAUAGACGAGAACGACUUCAUGCAGUGGGUGACGAAGAUCCAGGCGCUGCAGGGGCUGGACGUGGGCGCCAGCGGCGGCGACUCCGAGGAGGAGAUCACGCAGGACCUGCUCGCCGCCUUUAAGGUGUUUGACCGCGACGACAACGGCUACAUCACUCGCGACGAGCUCCGCACGGCGCUGGAGAUCAUCGGCGAGCCCGUGACGGAGGCGCAGCUCAACCAGGUGCUGGCGCUCGGGGACAUCGACCACGACGGACGCAUCGACUACGAAGAGUUCGUGAAGAUGUUGCUGUAAUGUGUCCUUUGCUGAAGAAGACCUCACUAGAUUUAAUAUUAGUGUUACUAUAAUGAAGAUUGCUGUGGAGUUACAGAGAGAUUAUAUUUAUAUCCUGUAUUUAUGAUUAUGAUAUACUUACUUAGAUCCAGCUAAAAUAACCUUAAUGAAAAUAAGGUUAAUGGUAGUUUAUGAGAGUGUGAGAUCGACACUAAAAUAGGUAUAUUCGAGUAUUAUUGUAUAGUUAAACAGACAUAGUUUAAAAUAAAAGAAAACGUAUUUUCAGGGGUGGUUUUAUUAAAUUGAAGUAUUGAAAUGUGGUGCCUAUUUUAUACUAAAGACUUUAGUUUACCCAGUAGGUACCUAUAUAUCUACUACUUUUAAUAUAAUUAGUAGAAAUACAUUUUUAAGUAUAUUUUUUUAAACUUACCCAUAACUACUAGGUAAGUAUAAGACGAUUACUACUUACGAACGUAGGUGCAUAAGUACAAGAUCAAAAAUCUAGAAACCACUUAGGUAGGUAUAGUUUUCGUUGAAUGGUUUAUCCACAUUUCGUCUGAUUUAUAAAGCCACAACCUGACAGCAAAUACUAUAAUAUCGGUGAAAUAAUAACAAAUAUUAAGUUUUUAUGAAUAGAUACAACAUUAAUUAUUUUUACAGUUUGCAAGUAACACAAAUACCUACCUACUGUUUGUAAUUUAUCAAAUUUAUGGUUGUGAAUGUUAAUUAUCAGAAAGAGAAGAUAUACUUACCUAAUCAUCAAGCAUCAUUGUUCACAAAAAUAUAGUUUUUAUUUUGUCGUAAAAUUAUACGAUUGUUAAAGGUCUAUUUGUAUAAAUGUAACGACCAACGAAACUAAGGGAUUUUGUUAAAAUGUUAUAGCUUUAUGUUAUCAAACUAAAUUAUACUGUUUGAUAAAAUGGUUAACUAUUUUAAAAUCACAAUGAAUUUGUUAUGGACAGCUUGGGCCUGCAUUGAGGCGAGUGAUGGUGUGCAAGUGAUCAAUAAAAAAUAAUUUUGUUAAUUGA
Plutella xylostella (diamondback moth) is the source of this 1922-nucleotide messenger RNA. It is a transcript of the gene Eip63F-1, whose product is annotated as Ecdysone-induced protein 63F 1. Gene Ontology annotation, cellular component: myosin II complex. Gene Ontology annotation, molecular function: calcium ion binding. The record is from RefSeq and is a predicted model, not a curated record. Lineage: Eukaryota; Metazoa; Arthropoda; Insecta; Lepidoptera; Plutellidae.